UAAAUCUCUCAAAUUCUUACUAUUCUUCACCCAAGAAAAUUAACCCUAUCAAACUCAAACAAAGUCCCAAUGUCUUUCCACUCUCGACGACUUUGCUACUUCCCAGCUCUUCUCUCGGUGGUUAUCCAGCUUUUGCAUGGCGUCUCCAGCCAACUAGUUGUGGUUGAGGAACCUAUUUAUGCUCCUCCGCCUCCUUUAGUUGUGAUUGAGGAACCUACUUCUUCUCCUCCGCCUCCAUUAGAUGUGGUUAAUGAACCUAUUUUCGCUCCUCCCCCUCCAUUAAAUGUGGUUAAUGAACCUAUUUCUGCUCCUCCAGCUCCAUUAAUUGUGGUUAAUGAACCUAUUUCUGCUCCUCCGCCUCCAUUAGUCGUGGUUAAGGAACCUGUUUCGGCUCCUCCGCCUCCAUUGGUCGAACAAGAAGGCAGUGAUAGAAUUGUACCGGCAUUGUUUGUCUUUGGUGACUCUCUCAUAGACAAUGGGAACAACAAUAACAUCCCUUCCUUCGCUAAAGCCAAUUACUUCCCUUAUGGCAUUGAUUUCAAUGGCGGUCCAACCGGUCGGUUCUGCAAUGGCUUAACCAUGGUCGAUGGGAUUGCUCAACUAUUGGGAUUGCCAUUGAUUCCGGCGUACUCGGAAGCUACCGGAGAUCAAGUGCUUCGUGGUGUCAACUACGCUUCUGCAGCCGCGGGGAUUCUUCCUGACACCGGAGGAAACUUUAUGGGGCGAAUACCGUUCGACCAGCAGAUUCACAACUUCCAGACAACGUUAGAUCAGAUGGCUAGCAAGUCCGGUGGUCCAGUGGCCAUUGCAGACUCGGUGGCUCGAGGCUUGUUCUUCAUUGGAAUGGGAAGCAACGACUAUCUCAACAAUUAUUUGAUGCCCAAUUUCCCUACCCGUAACCAGUUCAACGCCCAACAAUUCGGCGACCUCUUAGUUCAACAUUACGCCAAUCAUCUCACAAGACUGUAUAAUCUUGGUGGUAGGAAAUUCGUGGUGGCUGGACUUGGAAGAAUGGGAUGCAUUCCGAGCAUUCUAGCUCAAGGAACCGACGGUAAAUGCUCGGAAGAAGUUAACCAACUUGUUCUUCCUUUCAACACAAACGUCAAAACAAUGAUAUCCAAUCUCAACCAGAAUCUCCCUGAUGCUAAAUUCAUUUACCUCGAUAUCACUCAUAUGUUGGAAGACAUCAUUGCUAGCCCGGCCAUUUAUGGUAUUACUACUUUGGACAAAGGAUGUUGUGGAAUAGGACGGAACAGAGGACAGAUCACAUGUCUUCCCUUUCAGACGCCUUGUCCUAACAGAGAUCAGUAUCUGUUUUGGGACGCUUUUCAUCCUACCGAAAAAGUUAAUCUCAUUAUGGCUAAGAAAGCAUUUUCUGGUGACCGCACCAUUGCGUUUCCUAUCAACAUUCAGGAACUGGCUAGUCUCAGUUAGAGACCAUAUCAUAUUAUGAAGACAAUCAAGAAGAAAGUAAAAACUUUGUGUUGUGUCUUUGUCUUUUGUUCUUGUAACGUUUUUUUAGUUUCGAUCGUAUAAAUGUUUUUACUUUUGAGACGUUUUGAAAACGUCAAAAGUAUCACCAAACGGUCCAAAUUUGAUCACCAAACAGUCCAACUCAAAUCUACUAGUUUUCUUUUACAAACUGAUAGAUUUUGAUCGAGGAUUAUAAAAAAUUUAUUGAUUUAAAUUAGUAUUUUGUGAUUGUUAUACAUUAUCACAUUACAAAAUCGUAUUAUAUUAAAAAGAGAUUUUUUUCAAAGAAAGAUAUAAUUUAAAAUUAGUUUAUUUGAAUUAUUGUAUCUAUGCACUUAUGUAAAAUUUUCUUAGAUCUCAGUAUUUUUUCUGGAUCCAAAAAAUUGAAGUGAAGCCUACCCUAAAAUAAAGGUUUGGUUUGUGUCUGGUUCCAAGAAAAAGAUUUAUUGGAUAAUUUUUGGAUCCGCCUAUCUCUAUUUUAUUUCGUGUUUGUGCUGCCCUACCUAAAAAUCUGAUUGGAUAUCCAAAAUAUUUAAAAUAUUUUAUGUAUAUUAGAUAUAUUUUGAUAUUUUAUAUAUGUUUUGAUAUUAUAGAUAUUUUAAAAAGUUUAUGUUUGGAUUUUCGGUUAUAGUUUUAGGUUUCUUUAAAAAAUCAAAAUGUUUAAAAAAUAUAUUUUGGUAUCUGAAUAAAAUUUUGUGUAUUUUUAGUUUCUUAGGUCAAAUUUAGUAUAAAAUUGUAGUUUUGUUUGGGUAUUUAAAUAUUUUUGGAAUAUUUGUUGGAAUUUUUGUUGGA
Molecule: messenger RNA, 2265 nt
Organism: Raphanus sativus (radish)
Lineage: Eukaryota; Viridiplantae; Streptophyta; Magnoliopsida; Brassicales; Brassicaceae
Product: GDSL esterase/lipase At1g71691
Exons: 5
Coding region: 70-1434 (454 amino acids)
Molecular function (GO): hydrolase activity, acting on ester bonds
Source: RefSeq, a predicted model, not a curated record